Paramisgurnus dabryanus is the source of this 4855-nucleotide messenger RNA. It is a transcript of the gene zbtb37, whose product is annotated as zinc finger and BTB domain containing 37. Gene Ontology annotation, molecular function: protein binding; DNA-binding transcription factor activity, RNA polymerase II-specific; RNA polymerase II cis-regulatory region sequence-specific DNA binding. Lineage: Eukaryota; Metazoa; Chordata; Actinopteri; Cypriniformes; Cobitidae. Gene Ontology annotation, biological process: regulation of transcription by RNA polymerase II. The record is from RefSeq and is a predicted model, not a curated record.
UAUCGCCGGUCGCUAUGGCUACGGCGCACGGAACUAAACUUCCCACAAUGCCAAGCGUUUUCUGUACAUUGGCUCAUGUUAUACAUGGGGGAAUAUGAGAGCUGCGGAGGAACCGAAAGCGACAGCGGCCGCCCCGGCGAUAAGUAUAACGACAAACCGUCACCGCUAAAUAGUUGACGUUUAACGCCAAAUCACGCGAAGCAAGCUGCCGUGAUAUAUAGGGAAUUUGCGUUUCGGUGUUGUGGUUGUACAUUUGGCGUUUUGGGGGUAAGGCACCUCCCUGCCUGCGCCGGGGUGUGUGUGCAUUUUUCUGUAGGCUUUAUCGCAUCACCGCGCUGCAGUGCGUUACUGUAACCGAAACGAGGUGCCACGCCGCCGGUUACAGUUGCAACUGCGCUGUCGGUCGAUACUAUGACAGAAACACAUGAAGACAAAGUAUCACUGCGAAUCCGUCCUGCUGAGCUAUGCAAUGAAAAACAUGGCAACUUUGGUCUCUAACAGCUGCGCUUUUUUGUAGCCAUAAAGUGCAAGUGUGAACUGUAGAGGUGCGGUUUUCGUGCCUGUUUUUAAGCUUUGAACUGAAGCGAAAUAGGCAGCCCGCAUGGAACGAGCAGGUAGCAUCCAACUUGAUAUUCCGGACUUCAGCAACUCUGUCCUGUCGCACCUAAACCAGCUGCGUAUGCAGGGCCGCCUGUGUGACAUUGUGGUCAACAUUCAGGGCCACAGCUUUCGCGCCCAUAAGGUGGUCCUCGCCGCCAGUUCCCCAUACUUCAGGGACCACAUGUCGCUGAGCGAGAUGAGCACCGUUUCCAUCUCGGUGAUCCGCAAUCCAUCCGUGUUCGAGCAGCUUCUAUCGUUCUGUUACACGGGCCGCUUGUGCUUGCAGCUCGCCGACAUCAUCAGUUACCUGACGGCUGCAAGCUUCCUCCAAAUGCAGCACAUUAUUGACCGCUGCACCCAGAUUUUAGAGGGGAUCCACUUUAAGAUCAGCCUUUCGGAUGUUGAGGAGGAGAUGGGAAGCGGAGCUCGCCGGGCGGUCAGCCAAACUAUCGAGUCGGGGAGAGGUGGAGCAACGCUUGGAGGGUCCCGCUCCAUAAGUCCCAGACAUGGAACCUCAAGGUUGAUUGGCAACACCGGAGGGGUGAUCAACAUCCGCGACGUCAGGGAAGUCCGGGAGAUCAGUCCACCGGGGGAGUCAAUGAGCCCCCAGAUUGUCGAGCACAGCGGGAUUGGCUCGGAGGAGGUGGGGUCUGGGAAAGAACCCAUUCUUCGUAUUAACCGGGCUGGUCAGUGGUAUGUGGAGACAGGGGCCGAGGCGGAGAGGGGUGAAGAUGACGUGCGUGUAGUGGAUGGGUUUCGGAUCAAGACGGAAAGGAUGGACGAGUGGAUGGGGGUGGAGACUCAGGCAUCGGCGGAAGAGGGAAGUGGGGCAGAGGAGGGGCCAACGGUGAUGAUUGACACCUCAGGACGUAGCACAGUGGUGCAGGAGGGAGGACGAGGAGGAAAAAGUUCACAGCCUUCCAGUAGCUUCAGUGAGACAGACAGGUUUAGUCCAACAGGAAGUGUGGUUGUGAUGGCUGAUCGACAGAGAGCCAAGAGUGAAUCUCCAGGAAGAGUUGAUGACCAGAGACGCCCCACCUCACAGGGAGAGGAACAAGCUGUGUUUGACAUGGGAGGAUAUGAAGAGUACCUUCGAGAACAGGUAGGAGAUCGAUGGUUUCGUUACAACCCCCGACUGACCUGCAUCUACUGCUGCAAGUCCUUCAACCAGAAAGGCAGCUUAGAUCGCCACAUGAGGCUGCACAUGGGAAUCACGCCCUUCGUGUGCCGUAUCUGUGGAAAGAAAUACACCCGCAAAGACCAACUGGAGUACCACAUCCGGAAGCACACGGGAAAUAAGCCCUUCCAUUGCCACGUGUGCGGCAAGAGCUUCCCGUUCCAGGCCAUCCUCAACCAGCACUUCCGCAAGAACCAUCCAGGCUGUGCUCCACAAGAGGUAUCCCACAGUGCAUCGCCCGAGACAACCACGGUCACCUCCCGCGGGGGCCAGAACGAGGAUGAGUCGCCAACUCAGGAAGAAGCUGAGGGCAACGGGGCCGGAGGUUCCGGUUCGUCCUUUGGAGAAGGGGUUCAACCCUCUGUCUCCACCACUGGGCCCGAUUGAAAGGCUCCGAGUAGAAAAACAUAAUAUGUCUGUGGAGGCAGAGGACAUUGGGGUCCCUUCUGUUCCCACCAUUCACAAUGAAAAACUGUAGUGGACUUGGAAGAAGUUAAGCCAGCAGAAGGUUCUCUCAGCUGCUGUCAACAAGGAACCGAUAUAAAGGGAGAUUCUACUAUGUUGUGCUUGGACGAAAAUCUUCGGUUUAUUUUUAUUUUUAGAAGAUUUUUCAAGGAUAACAACAAUGCAAAGACAGUUCUUUUGCUAGGACUAGUAUUCAAUAGUGAUUUAUAAAUGGUAUUUCCGCUUUAAACCGCAUCUACCUUCACCGUACAAACUAAACAGGAUAUCAACAAAUGAAGACAAGCCACACUCCAACAACCUCACACUUGAUGCAGUGUUUUCGUUUUAUUUUUAGCCUUUCCUGUCUUUUAUAUGUUAAGUUUUUUAUAUUUUUGUACUACUACUACUACUACAAAUAGUCAGAAUUCAGGAUAAGCAAAGAGAAGCGAUAGCUCCGAUUUGGUCAAAUUGCGUCGAAAUUGCCAAACUUCUCUGUGCCAGAUGUUGAAUCUUAAACGAGAGAACGUCGACGUCCUUUGCUAUUCUGCCUUGAGACAAUCUUGAUGAAUUAAUCUGGGGAUAGACGUCGCGCUCCCCAGCCGUGGCAAGCUUAGAAAAACGGGUUCGGUUUUUAUUAGGGACCCUCAGGUCUGACCCAUCAAUUUUUUUGGUUUAUUUUACUUGUGUAUUAAGUGCCGUUCUGGCCUGCCAUAACAUCAAAACGCAUUACUCACACUUAACCUACACGCCUCAAACAAAAUUUGAGUCGUACAACUAUUCGUCUUCAAGGUCGACGAUUGUUGUCCACAACUAACUCUCAUGCCAUAUAGUUUUACGUUUUAAUGUCGGUCAUUAUACUGUGAUAUAGGCACGCUGGGGGUAGAAUACGUUCAAGUAUAGCAAUGAUAUAUAUGUAUUUAUUCGCCCGGUCAGGCCUUCGUAUAUAUCUCCCUACACAAAUCCCCAGCUGCUGAAUGUUGAUAAAACAGUGAUAUAAAAAACAGGAAACUCUUCAACCUCAGAUAAGCUACAAUACCGCUCAGUUACCUCUCUCACACAUCACUACGCAAUACCGAUCUGUUGCAUGCAGAUACGUAGAUGCACUCAACCGUAUUUUUAUGUUUUCAGUGUUUUUCAAGACGGUCGUCAAGAUUCGCAAGUCUCUCCAACUCGUUUUACCGGUCUGACGAUGUUUUGUUUGUGGAAUAUGUUAGCGCAGGGGAAAGUGGUCUUUCAGAGGGCGUGACCUUCUGACGUUUUGUGUCGAGUCAAAACAAACACGGAGACGUCCCAAAAAGGGGUCUGUUUUCGUAGGAAACAGAAACCGCAUGUCUUGGAUGAACGGGAAAUGACGAAAUGCCACGGAAAGACUUUGAACGUAAGAUUUUCCCUUCAUCUGAUGGAAGGCACUUUAACCUUUUGGGGUCGAGUGCCUUGACACUUGGCUUCUGAACAUGUUUUUUUUUCAGAUGGUGCUAUGACGUGAAUUUACUGAAGUUCUCAGUAACCAAAGGAAGAUAAAUAUAUUGUUAAAAAGUCCUUAUGAUUGGGAGGAUUGAGAAAGAUUACAUCAGGCACUUCAAGAAAUGGUGGGGGGUGGUUUCUUUUUUUAUUAAUUGUAUAUCUAUCUAUAUACAUAUACAUAUGCAUAUUUAGACCAAUUUUUACUACACAAAGGCAGUUUAUAGAACGAUCCACAAAACAAUAAGACGUUUUAGGUGGUAAAGCUGUUAUCAUUUUUAUAAGGCUGUGAAUCACACAAUGUGUUUGUGUGACUGUUUUUUUUAGGAGAAGCUUAAUGCAUAUUAAACAGCUACUGAUAUUUCCGAUAGGGAUAUUUUGCACCUCACUUCUUAUUAACACAGGUAAAACCUUUUACAAACGUUUGCCGUUUAUCACAAUCGUAAACACAGGUCAGCAGGUAAACGCUUUUUACAAAUAUCAGGAACUCACUGUUUACUUUUCAUGUUUACCUUUUUUGGUUCGUACCAAGCCGUUCCUCUUACUUGGAUUUCGGGCUCUGGGUAACUCGGGUCGCCAUAUUUCACAAGAGCAGCAAAAAAACUACAUACAGUACAUUUCUUAAUGUAAAUACCCAUGCCUCAGACAUAGUUGCAGGGAAAUACAAUCCUGAAACUUUAUCAUUUCUACUUCGUUGUACAGUGCAGAACCCAGGUAAUAGGCGAGCAUGUUGACACUGCUUUUAUUUGUCACGACGUAACCUCAUGAGAAUAGAAAAAAAGGGUUUUGUCAGCAUACAGCAUAAUCGUAACAUGUUCUAAUAUAUCAAGAAUAUACAAACAGGUUUUGGGAUUUUGCCUUUUUUUUGGAUUUGAGGCAUGGGCCUGUUGUGUAUGCCAAUCAUAUUAUCUCUAUGUGAAUGAAUGAAUGAAUGAAUUACAAUUUAAUAACAAGGGAUCUUUAUCUAUAAUCAAGCAUUCCAGUUACUUUACUGUGCAUUGUCGCAGUCUAAAUUAAAUAAUAUUGAUUUGGGUUUUAGCAGGGCUAAUAGAAAUUUCAGCAUGUUGUCAGGUUUGAUUUUUACACUGCAAAGAGUGUUUUUUAAGAAAAAAAAUUAUUGGUAUUUUUGUCUUGUUUUCAGUUAAAAUAUCUAAAAAUUCUUAAAUUAAGAUG